This is a messenger RNA of Staurois parvus, 425 nucleotides long. NCBI's taxonomy places the organism in Eukaryota, Metazoa, Chordata, Amphibia, Anura, Ranidae. The record is from the annotation of a GenBank genome assembly.
UGAUCAGCUGUGUCCCAAUCACAGCUGAUCGCAUGGCACUGAUGAUCAGUGUGCCCUGAUGAUCUGUGCAGCCCCAGCAGUGCCACCUGUCAGUGUCCAUCAGUGCCAGCUUUUCAGUGCCUACCAGUGCACAUCAGUGCCACAUAUCAGUGCCCAUCUGAGCUGCCUUUCAGUGUCACCCAUCAGUGCCAGUCAGUGCCGCAUAUCAGUGCCACCUAUCAGUGCCAUAUAUGAGUGCUGCCUUUCAGUGCCCAUCAGUGAUGCCUGUCAAUGCCCAUCAGUGCCACCUACCAGUGCCUCCUCAUCAGUGCCCAUCAGUGCCACCUACCAGUGUCCAUCAUUGCAGCCUAUCAGUGCCCAUCACUGCAGCCUCAUUAGCGCACAUUAGUGAAGGAGAAAAAUCACUUAUUUACAAAAUUUUAUAA